CCCUCCCCCUUGGCGGGCGCUCACAGGCCGCGCGGGCAGCGCGAGCCCCGGAGCCCCCGGCGGCCUGUGUGCCCCGAGCCGGCAUGGACCCGGAGAGCUGCGCGCCUUUCGGCGUGGGGCCCGGGCCUCGCCCCUACGCGGCCGCCGGGGAUGAGCCUCCGGGCCCCCAGGGGACCCCGGCCGCCGCGCCUCACCUGCACCCUGCGCCACCCCGCGGCCCGCGGCUGACCCGCUUUCCGGCCUGCGGGCCCCUGGAGCCCUACCUCCCGGAGCCGGCCAAGCCGCCCGCCAAGUACCUGCAGGACCUCGGCCCCAGCCCGGCGCUCAACGGCGGCCACUUCUACGAGGGCCCCGCGGAAGCUGAGGAGAAGGCCUCCAAAGCUGCCAGCUUCCCCCAGCUGCCCUUGGACUGCCGAGGGGGCCCCCGAGACGGGCCCUCUAACUUGCCAGGCUCCCCAGGCCCCUGCUUGGCCAGCCUGCGUGUCCCUCUGUCCCCGGGACUCCCUGACUCCAUGGAGUUGGCCAAGAACAAGAGCAAGAAGCGCCGUAACCGCACGACCUUCAGCACGUUCCAGCUGGAGGAGCUGGAGAAAGUCUUCCAGAAAACCCACUACCCUGAUGUGUAUGCCCGGGAGCAGCUGGCUCUGCGCACGGACCUCACCGAGGCCCGGGUACAGGUCUGGUUUCAGAACCGCAGAGCCAAGUGGCGGAAGCGUGAGCGUUAUGGGAAGAUCCAGGAGGGGCGGAACCCCUUCACGUCUGCCUAUGACAUCUCCAUGCUGCCCCGAACCGACAGCCAUCCCCAGCUGCAGAACUCCCUGUGGCCCAGCCCAGGGUCUGGGAGCCCCAGGGGGCCCUGCCUCAUGUCUCCAGAGGGCAUCCCCUCCCCAUGCAUGUCUCCAUACUCCCACUCUCAUGGGAAUGUGGCUGGCUUCAUGGGGGUACCAGCCUCUCCUGGAGCCCACCCUGGCAUCUACUCCAUCCAUGGCUUUUCCCCUGCCCUAGGGGGCCCCAGCUUUGAGCCCUCCCCGGAUGGGGACUAUAAGUCUCCAAGCCUCAUCUCACUCAGGGUGAAGUCCAAGGAGCCACCCAGCCUGCUGAACUGGACCACAUGAUCUGUCACGUGGACAUGCAGACUGAGCUGCCCAACCCCGUUUCUGUUUCCAGCUGCUCCCACCCCACCCCGGCCUGGAUGCCAGAGAGGACACACCUCUGCCUCCAAGGCCCAGAUGGUUCCUGGAGGCCCCGGCAGAGCAGCUGGGACCCUCAGGCUUCCGCAGGGAACAAGCUACAGAAUCUUUUCUGUUAGAAUAAGGUGAGGCUGCCCAGGAGAAAAGGGGCUUCAAAGCAGGUAGGACUCUUCCUACCACACACUGGGUCCCCUCCCCCAAACCCUGGGCCAGAGGGAAAAAGAUACUGCCCUGCUUCCUUCAGACUUUAACUGUCAUCCCUCCAGCUGAAACAACUUAACUGGCACUUCAUUCAGGGAAUGCAGGAAAAUGGGAGGACGAAACAGGUUGAACUGGGCGGCGCUCCCUGCCUCUUAGGGGAAACCAGUCUUGUAUGACAACCUAGGGCCGGCCUCAC
Messenger RNA from Delphinapterus leucas (beluga whale), 1587 nucleotides. RefSeq names its product ALX homeobox 3 (gene ALX3). NCBI's taxonomy places the organism in Eukaryota, Metazoa, Chordata, Mammalia, Artiodactyla, Monodontidae. Gene Ontology annotation, molecular function: RNA polymerase II transcription regulatory region sequence-specific DNA binding; DNA-binding transcription factor activity, RNA polymerase II-specific. Gene Ontology annotation, biological process: regulation of transcription by RNA polymerase II. The record is from RefSeq and is a predicted model, not a curated record.